AUGUUUAAGGACGGCAGAGAGGAGAUGAGAGACGAUGAGAAGUGUAGAAAGGAGAGGGACGUCAGAACAUCAGAGCUGGUUGACGAAAUGGCAGCUGUACACAGAACCAUUCAUGAAGAUGUAAACAUGUACAAAAUUUGUUUAAAAUUUAUUCUCAGAGUACUCAGUGACGAACAGAAGGAAAGACGCGUUAAUGAGAGUAGGGAGAUGGUUGAGCUCUUUACCUUCAUCCAAAGUGUACUUGAGUCUAUGGUGACCUGUGACGAAAGCUGGAUCUACCAUUAUGAUCCAAAGACCAAGAAACAGAAUACUCAAUGGCAGCAUCUUGACUCUCCCAAACCCAAGAAGGUCAGGUAA
Messenger RNA from Octopus bimaculoides (California two-spot octopus), 357 nucleotides. RefSeq lists its product as uncharacterized. The record is from RefSeq and is a predicted model, not a curated record. Lineage: Eukaryota; Metazoa; Mollusca; Cephalopoda; Octopoda; Octopodidae.